CUGUUUAUGCAUGACAUCGAAUCAGCGUGGUCACUUCUUGAUCAUGCGGAAAGUGAACGGCAAUCGGCACUGACUGCAGAACUGAUCAGACAGGAACGUUUGGAGCAUAUGGCACGUAAGUUCGAGCGUAAAGCAGUGCUGCGUGAAUCGUGGCUUCGUGAGAUGGGCUCAGUGCUGGAAGAUUUCGAUUUUGGCCGAAGUGCGGCACAGGUUGAAGCUGCAGUCAAGAAACAGCAAGCAAUUGCGACAGACAUUCUUCCACGGAAUCCGUUGUGA
Messenger RNA from Anisakis simplex (herring worm), 276 nucleotides. NCBI's taxonomy places the organism in Eukaryota, Metazoa, Nematoda, Chromadorea, Rhabditida, Anisakidae. The record is from the annotation of a GenBank genome assembly.